GUACAUGCGCAAAGUGCACGGGAGGUGUUUACGGUGCUGAUCAGGCCUGCCAGGCCAUGGGACAAGUGUACCAUGACAGCUGCUUCACCUGCUGUGUCUGCGGCCAGAAACUGAAAGGGAAGGCGUUUUAUGAUUUUUCAGGACGGGUGUUCUGUGAGGAGGAUUAUUUGUAUUCCAGCGUCAAGCACUUCGCAGAGGUCUGCACUUCCUGCGGAUAUUUAAUCACAGAUAUGGUGCUCCAGGCUUUGGGAAAGUCCUUCCAUCCCGACUGUUUCCGCUGUGUCAUCUGUAAUGAGAAACUGGAGGGACAGCCGUUUAGUGUCGACACACAAAACAAGAUAUAUUGUGUGAAAGAUUACCACAGGAUUUUGGCACCGACAUGUGCAAUAUGUGAACAGCUCAUCCUUCCUACUAAGGGUUCAAAUGAGAUUGUGCGAGUGAUGUCCAUGGGAAAAAGCUACCACGUGGCCUGUUAUGAAGGAAAAAGCAACAUUUAAUCACUGUUCCGUCUGAAGAAAAUCAUAAUUAUUCAUUGUUUAUGUUUUUGUACCACUGUAUUGUUGUUAAGUACCAUGUAAUUGAUAAAUGUUGACAUGAAAAUUGAAUUUAAAUACCAUAUAAUAUAUAUAA
Messenger RNA from Sinocyclocheilus grahami, 630 nucleotides. Its product is annotated as LIM domain-containing protein 1-like. The annotation marks the transcript as partial. Gene Ontology annotation, molecular function: transcription corepressor activity. Gene Ontology annotation, cellular component: nucleus; P-body; adherens junction. The record is from RefSeq and is a predicted model, not a curated record. The transcript has 6 exons. Lineage: Eukaryota; Metazoa; Chordata; Actinopteri; Cypriniformes; Cyprinidae. Gene Ontology annotation, biological process: negative regulation of hippo signaling; cytoskeleton organization; regulation of DNA-templated transcription.